Penicillium macrosclerotiorum is the source of this 846-nucleotide messenger RNA. Its product is annotated as enoyl-CoA hydratase/isomerase family protein. NCBI's taxonomy places the organism in Eukaryota, Fungi, Ascomycota, Eurotiomycetes, Eurotiales, Aspergillaceae. Gene Ontology annotation, cellular component: mitochondrion. The transcript has 2 exons. The record is from RefSeq and is a predicted model, not a curated record. The coding region runs from base 1 to 846 and encodes 281 amino acids. Gene Ontology annotation, molecular function: delta(3,5)-delta(2,4)-dienoyl-CoA isomerase activity.
AUGGCUCAAAAUUACUCUCCCAAAUACUUUACUGUCCAGUUCCCGGCAGAUCACCCACAUGUCGCCCAUGUGGAGAUCAACCGGGCAGAUAAGAUGAAUGCGUUCUUCGAAGCCAUGUGGCUCGAAAUGGCACAGGUCUUCUCCCAGCUAUCGCACGAUCCGGCGGUGCGGGCGAUCGUUCUUAGUGGAGCAGGCGACAAGGCUUUCACAGCCGGCCUAGAUGUCAAAGCCGCGUCGCAAGGUCAAUUUUCGGAGGACUCUUCGAUCGACCCAGCCCGCAAAGCUGUCCAGUGGCGGCGGCAUAUCGCCGAAUUCCAGGACUGUAUCACUGCCGUUGAGCGUUGCGAGAAGCCCGUCAUCGUCGCCAUGCACGGUUUCUCUUUGGGCCUGGCCAUCGAUCUGUCCACGGCCUGCGACGUGCGCCUCUGCUCGAAAGACGUGCGCUUCGCGGUCAAGGAAGUCGACAUCGGCCUGGCGGCCGAUAUUGGUACCCUUAGCCGACUGCCUAAGGUGGUGGGUCACCACGGCUGGAUCAAGGAGGUUGCGCUGACGGCGCGCAUCUUCGGGGCGGAAGAGGCCCUUCGCGUAGGCUUUGUCAACGCAGUGUAUGAGAACCGGGCGGCCACGAUCACGGCUGCACUGAAGAUGGCUGCGCUGAUUGCAUCGAAAAGUCCGAUUGCGGUGCAGGGUACGAAGGAGAUUCUGAACUAUUCGCGUGACCACCCUGUCCAGGACGGCCUACGGUAUACCACGGUCUGGAACAGUGCGGCCCUGCAGACGAAGGAUGUACCCGCGGCGCUGCUUUCCGGGCUUCAGAAGCGUACUCCGACAUUUGAAAAGCUCUAG